Kalmanozyma brasiliensis GHG001 is the source of this 2433-nucleotide messenger RNA. RefSeq names its product Cullin, N-terminal. The record is from RefSeq and is a predicted model, not a curated record. Gene Ontology annotation, molecular function: ubiquitin protein ligase binding. NCBI's taxonomy places the organism in Eukaryota, Fungi, Basidiomycota, Ustilaginomycetes, Ustilaginales. Gene Ontology annotation, cellular component: anaphase-promoting complex. The transcript has a single exon. Gene Ontology annotation, biological process: ubiquitin-dependent protein catabolic process. Bases 1 to 2433 code for a protein of 810 amino acids.
AUGUCGCUAGCAGAGGUCUGGCAGCGAGCGCUCCACAGCUUGAGCGCUGGCCAGGAUCGACAAUCUUCAGCAAACGCUCCCGUCCUCCCACCAUCAGAAGCCUAUCAGGCUGUCACGCAGUUCCUCGAGCCUGCUGCACCGUCGCAAUGUCGCUAUUACGACGAGCACACGACAUCAUUUGCUCUCGAUGCCGCAACAAGGAAAGCGCUGCAAACACUUCUCGGCAGCGACCUCAGUACGCCCUCAAGCUCAAAGGUCGAUCUUGCCUCACCCAGUCCUGUCCUCGUAGCUCUGUCCAACCACUACGUGAACCGAUGUCAGAGAAACAUAGGCUCCACAGCGAUCGAAAGCGGUGUCUCAGCAAUGGACGAGCAUAGAGUGUCAACCUCGGCGCUCGGCGAAGACCUGCCUGGAAUCCUGCUCAGCGCAUCGCAAUGGUUCACAGCAUGGCUGUCUCCCUACGCCGCAGGUACCAUUUUUGACGGCAUGCACGAACAUCGAUCUCGCCUCCUACAAAUACUUCAAGCAUAUUUGCGCUCUCACUUCGACCGCUCAGCGGCCGAAGCGCUCCGUCACCAUCUCGAGCGACUCGUUGUGGAAGACAACGACACGGAUCUGCACACGACAUUUGUUGCUCAUCUCAGCCUAGCAGGCCUCUCCGGACCCGCAUUGAUGUUGAUGACCCGAGUCGUGCACUCCGAGAUCGCGCGCAAAGUACGAGCCGUAGUCGACGCUGCGGAUUUGCGCUCCCAAGAUUCUGUCCUGCCGCUCGAGUCAGCUGCUCGCCCCGUCUUGCAACAGUGGCUCGAUGACCAGAUGAAGCCACGUUUCGCGGCGUUCCGCGAGCUGUGCUUGGGACCGUCUGAGGCAGAGCCGAAAGAGGGCAAGUACGUAGAACACAACACAUGGCAGCACAAGCUGGAUUACGAGCUCGACAAGGCACUCUGCCUGACACGCGCCGGUCAGCUGUUCGACCUCGUGGCGCUCUACCCGGAGUCGUCGGCAGCACUCGAGGAUCUCAGAUUGAGCCUUCAGAGCGCGGAUCAGCGGCUUAACGUCGCCAAGACGCUGUCGAGCUCGCUGCACAUGCGGCUGCUGCAUCCGGGUGCUCACACGCGCGACAUCAUUCAGAUGUACGUUCACCUCGUACGUGCGCUACAGGAGAUGGAUCCGAGUGGCGUCGUCCUCUCCCGUGUCGUGUCUCCUCUGCGACGAUAUUUGCGCGGGAGGAAGGACACAGUGCUGGUCAUCGUAGCGUCGAUGCUCGGCGACGAUCCGGACUUUACGCUUCUCAAGGACGAGCUGGAGCGUGCGGACCAAGAGGAGCAGGAGCAGGCGGAGCAAGCCGAAAACAAGCGCAGGCGACGACCUCGACGAUCCCUCCAAACCACUGCCCCUCCCUCGUCGAACAAGACCAACGGCAAACGCCCCACAAAGCGUCGACUGCCCAACUCACGACGCGACGCAACCUAUGUAUCGGACAGCGAUGCAUCCUCGGACGAAGACUGGGACGACCCCCAUUGGGUACCGAAACCCGUCGAGGCCGGAUCCGGCUACCGCAUGUCUACCUCAAAAGACAUCAUCUCGAUGCUCACAUCCAUCUUUGACGAUCGGUCCGGCUUCAUCGCAGCGCUUGAAAAGAGCAUGGCGGACCAGCUCGUCCAAGUCAAAUCCUACAAGGCGAUGAAGGAGUAUCGCAACAACAUGAUCCUCAAGAAGCGCUUCGGGGAGAGGAACAUGGGCAAGUGCGAUGUGAUGCUCGGCGACGUGACCGAGUCACGGCGGAUCGACAGCGAGGUUCAUCACCGUCGACUUCCGUCCUCGGGGUCUGCCGUGGAGGGUAUGGUGUCGCGGUUGCAUCCGUUGAUUGUUUCGCGUCAGUUUUGGCCCGAACACACGACGAAGCCGGGCAGCGCGGUGGGUGGUGUGCCGACCUCGAGCGCUGCGGGUGCGGGAGCACCAGUGGGAACAGCAGGAAGCAUAGCAGAGUUCACGCUACCCCCCCUCUUCCGCCACGCACAGGAGGAGUACGGCAAAACAUACUCGCAGUCCAAGGCGAUGCGCAAGCUGCAUUGGCUCAACCACCUCGGAACCGUUGAGCUCGACGUCGAGCUCAACUCAGGACAGAGCGUCGCCGUCGAGUGCAGUCUCAUCCAGGCAUCGACGCUCGAGGUGAUUUCGCGCUGCAAGGGUCGAAGCACACAGGCUCAGAGCGCCACGGCAGGUGCGAACGUCAUUACGCUGACGGAUGUGAUGGAGGAACUCAAUUUGCAGAGAGAGAAGGAUGCAAGGGAUGCGCUGGAGUUCUGGGUUCAGGUCGGACUGAUCGAGCCCGUAGCGGGACUGGUGGAUGCGUUCAUCGUGCUCACUAGCUUGCCUGCUCGUGUGGCAGCGGGGGAGGAAGAGGACGAGGCGGACGACGAGCCGCUCUAG